Molecule: messenger RNA, 877 nt
Organism: Owenia fusiformis
Lineage: Eukaryota; Metazoa; Annelida; Polychaeta; Sabellida; Oweniidae
Source: the annotation of a GenBank genome assembly
CCUUCUGUAAAAUAGUAAAAUGUUAUAUGUCUGUAUAAACUUUUUAAACAGAGAGGAUUCAACACAUUUUCAGUUGACUUUAUCUUAUUAAGUAGCAUGAUGCUGUUAAAAGUCAGUAUGUAUUUAAUAGUAGCAAUAUGUGGGCUAUAUCUGCUCAAUUUGUGUACAGCAGAAAAGAUCUUGCUUUUUCCACUACAAUCUGGAACAACGUCUAGACUUCGUAAUCUCGAAAAAAUGGCAGAUAUCUUGACUGAUGCUGGACAUUCUGUUGCUAUGCUAAGAAAUGAUAGACUUGGGACACCUCAGUUUUCAUCUACAAAUAUCAAAGUUUUUGAGUUUAUCAUGCCUGAAGGAUAUGUUCCAUUUGAUGAUCCAGGUGUAGUAGAGAAAAUGAUGCAGAUGUCAAUUAUUAAACUCUUUGACUUAGCUACAGGAUACUCAAGUUUGAUUUGUGACGUCAUCUUAAAAAGUGAUAUUCUAAAAAAAAUAAAAUAUAUGGAUUAUGACCUCCUUAUUGCUGAUUAUACUGAACUAGCAUCACAUAUUGUGUCAGGAGUCCUGAAAAUACCCACAAUUGCUUAUGCCAAUGAAGGUACAUAUCCAGAUUCAUUUGUUGGUACUUUAAAAGUUGGCCAUCCUGUGCCAUGGGCAAUCACUCCAAUGGUUUUUAUGCCAUAUUCAGAUUCAAUGACAUUUGUACAAAGACUGAUUAACACUGGAGCAUGGUUGGGAUGGGGGUAUGGCUCAUACUCAUCUAACAUUCAGCUAAAGAAGAUUAUUACAAAGUACAGUUUGAAUAUUUCAACAGAUACUGCUGGCCUCAGUAGAGUAUGUCUUGUUUUAAGUAACAAUCACAUUGCAUUGGAUUACCCCAGAC